Rotaria sp. Silwood2 is the source of this 2700-nucleotide messenger RNA. The record is from the annotation of a GenBank genome assembly. NCBI's taxonomy places the organism in Eukaryota, Metazoa, Rotifera, Eurotatoria, Philodinida, Philodinidae.
AUGCUAUCAUGGUUGAUGGCAACAUCAAGUAAAACACCUUAUCAAGUAUUGGAAGUUCCUGAAAAUAUUGAUUAUGUUAAUUUACGUACAUACUAUCGAAAAAUAAUUCAUGAUUAUAAAAAAAACAAAAUUACAGAUGAAGAAUUUCAAUCUAAAAUUCGUGCAUAUGAAACAUUAUCUGACUAUGAUAAACGUAAAAAGUAUGAUUCUAAAAAGACAUGGAUAUCGCAUUUAACAUUGACACAAUAUACAACACAACAAUUAGCUGCUGAACCUGCUCUAAUAUCAAUUUUAAGACAUCGAAUAUAUAAUGCUAAUUUAACAAAACUCAAUGCUCAAGAUCCAGAAACAGGUCAUACAACACUUUACUGUGCAGCACGUGCUGGUAAUAUCGAAGCUGUACAAUUUUUAACGGAACAAGGAGCCGAACCUGACUUAUCACAACGUACGAAAAGUACAGCUUUACAUGUUGCUUCGUAUUAUGGACAUGCUGAUGUUGUUCGUUGUCUUCUGGAAAGUGGAGCCAAUUAUCGAAUAUUAAAUGUAGGUAAUAAAACAGCGGAAGACGAAGCUUUUAAUGAAGAUGUUAAAUGUACUUUUAUUGAACUGAAACAAAUUUCAUACGUUAGAGCUGCUGCUAAUGAAAUUGAUUGGUUUUCGAACAAUAUUUUACAAGAACAUAUUGAUGAAGAAUAUUAUUCUCAACGUCAAACAUUGUUACAUUGUGCUAGUAGAAAAGGUCAUUUUGAUCUUGUACGUUUAUUUAUAGAAACAUUAUCGGCUAAUAUGGAUAUUGUUGAUGUUAAUGGAAAUUCUGCUUUACAUCUUGCAGUUUAUGGUGGUCAUGUUGAAAUUGUUCAUUAUCUUCUUAAUCAAGGUUGUAAUUCAACUCUUUACAAUCGAUGGGGCUUAACAGCUGAAAGAGAAGUUAGGAAACAUGGUAAUAAAAUAAUUGAUAUUUUUCAAUCUAUACGUAAUCAAAAUAUGUUUGAAAUGGCACAUAAAGGUAUAGAUUGGUGGUUUCAAUAUUAUUUUGAUACUACGUCACCAGAUACAACUGAUUCUGAAGGUAUAAGUUUACUCUAUCAUGCAUGUUAUCAUGGACAGUAUACGAUUGCUAAAUGGUUACUAGAACAUAAAGCUAAUAUUAAUAUUCAAAUGAGAGAAACACCAAAAAAUACUUCAUUACACAUAGCGAAAUAUUAUGGUCAUCUAAAAAUUGUUGAACUUCUACUUGAAUAUGGUGCAGAUAUAACUAUUAAGAAUGAUUAUAAAGCCACUGUUUUUGAAGAAAAAUUUUCUGAAGAAGUCAAUCAUGAUAUAGCAAGACAAAUCGAUAAACUUUUAUUACAGUAUCGAAACAAUCUAAAGCAUUAUAAAUUAAUUGAUGUUCAUAUAUAUUCAGAUGAAGAUCAAGAUGAUGAUCCAAAAGUUAAAAUACAAUUGCAUCAUGCUGAUACAUAUGAUGAUCUAUUAUAUGCAUUGCCUAGCUAUUUAAAGAAAGAACAUAAUUAUUUUUCUGUUGCUCGACGUCCAUUAAAUUUUGAGAAAAAAGACACAACUGUAAUAUCUGCUGUAUGUCGUGCACGUUAUCUAAAUUCAAAAUUUAUUGAUACACCACUUCGUCUUACUCUUCAUCAGAGUCCGAUUAAUGAAAAUAAUAGUCAUCGAUGUAUUCGACAAGAUCCUCAAUUUGAUUUUUAUUCAUACAAUAAGUACUUUCGAACUAAAGCAAGUGUCACUAAUUUUCAAUUAAAACCUUCAAUAGAUAAGCAAACCAUAAACGUUGAUGAUUUAAUCUUCACAUUCUCUGGAGGUUCUAUCAAAGAUAAUAUUAAAUUUGAAGUUAGAACACUUUUGUCUGUUGAUAUUCAAAUGUUUAAUUUACCAGGAUGCAUCUGUUUGUUCGAAACAAGUCUUUAUGAAGAUAAUUACAAACUUCUUGAACUUCCUUUCGUAUCAAUGAUUAGUCAACCAUAUGCUCGUCUGUAUACAUUGGCUAUAUCUACUCCUUAUUGGUUUGGUUGUGACACUCGUCGAACACGUCUUCCAAUGCUUGAUGGAAUUCAUGCAUUCAUACAACAUGUUAGUGUUAUUCCAAUCGAACUUAUAUUACCAGUAGAUAUGAUUAUCGCAACUACUAUUGAAAAACCAUUAAUUACACGAGAACAACCUGUCAGAUGUACUUGUUUAGUUUUACAAGAGCAUGAUUCGAUUAACUUUCCAAAGAUAGCUUAUCAUGCAACGAAUAUUUCAGUUGUUCGAUCGAUUCUCGUCGAUGGACUCGUCGUACCGGGGACAGUAGUCAGCAAUGGAAAACGUGUCACUCGUCGUAAAAAUCAUAUCCGACGGAAUCGUGAGGCUUUCAAUAUUGCUGAUUUUGCUGAUGCUAUUUUUUUAAGUCCUAGUGUACAUUAUAGUUCUGAUCCAACAUAUGCCGCAGCAUUUUCCGAUGGUGAUCAACAAUUGCUACCUAUUCUUGAAUGUAGCGUGAAGAAAAAUGGUUAUUCUCACUUUCCAUGCACUGUUCCAAAAUAUAUUCCACAUCCAGACGAUAAUAUGGAAGCCAUUGAAUGGCGAGUUCUAGAUCCAGAAAAUGUUACAAUAAAUACUGUACUAUUCGUUCCGACGAUCGAUUCACUUGAAACUACAAAACAAGAACGAAUUACUAAACUUACUGCGAGUUUAAGUGAUACAUAA